Messenger RNA from Bombus pascuorum, 6746 nucleotides. RefSeq lists its product as uncharacterized. Gene Ontology annotation, biological process: positive regulation of kinase activity; cell surface receptor protein tyrosine kinase signaling pathway; protein phosphorylation. Gene Ontology annotation, molecular function: ATP binding; transmembrane receptor protein tyrosine kinase activity. Gene Ontology annotation, cellular component: signaling receptor complex. NCBI's taxonomy places the organism in Eukaryota, Metazoa, Arthropoda, Insecta, Hymenoptera, Apidae. The record is from RefSeq and is a predicted model, not a curated record. The coding region runs from base 32 to 4048 and encodes 1338 amino acids. The transcript has 12 exons.
GAGGAGUCGAGAGUUGAGUUGCCGAGUUACUAUGAGUUGUAAACUAUUAGUUGAGAAGAAAAUCAUAAUGUUGAGGAUUGGAUCUCUACUGACCAUGCUGGUCUUCAUGACCAUCAUGAAGAUCGUCGUCUCGAAUCGUUGUUUGGUAACGCGCGAAGAAGUCAAUCCAAAGAGAUUGAUUCACAUGGAUGGACAACCAUUGAAUCUUAACUUCGAAGUAUCUGAAAGAGUCACCCAUAGGUUGGCCACCAUAAUCAUGAAAAUAUUCUUGACCGAGGUGCUUGGUUAUUCAGGAGUGUCUAUCUUUGAAGUGGAAGACAAAUUCAUGCCGAACGACACUUUCGAUAGAUUGUCUGGCGAAAUAACGUUCAAUAAUCCGGAACAAGUUCCAAUGGUGAAUAUGGAGGUCUGGAUUCCGGCACAUCUGGACACGAUGUCGUUGCAAAAUUCACUCGACGUGAAGGAAUGCGGAUCCAUUGCUCCGCCAGGUCAUUUCGGUUGGUUCGUUCCCGUUGCGUUAUCGAGACCUGGCGACAGUUGGAUAAUUUUCACUAAACGUGAGACAGCCGCACGUUUCGAUGUGGACGAAUUCACGUUGGAUAACAUUCGAAAUUUCACUAUAAAUCCAGCCACCAAGGCUGACUACUGCCAGCAAUCGUUUUGUCAAGAUGGAUUGUACAUUCCCGAGUGGUGUCAGGGGAAACCAUGCGCUCUAUUAUUGACCAGUUACGGCAACAUUACUGACUUUGUCAAGGAUCACAUCGACCAGUUGAAGUUAUACGUCAAAGUGGCCUGGGUAGGGCCGAACUUGAAAUACGUGACUGAAACUUUGACCAAGGAGCUGUUGCUUAUACGAAAUUUUACCCAUGAUAGAUCUCUGGUCUUUUUACAUUGGACGCCAAGCAGCGUGGUACCAAACGAGAGGGACUUUGUCACUGUCGAAUUCGGCCGUUGUGGCACGACGAAAUUAGAAAUCGAAUGCAAAUACGAAUCCAACAGAUUAACCAAGCUAGUCUGGAGUAAACUCGAGUACGCUGCGAAAUUGGCAUUCGAAGCAAUUAGUCACGCGAAAUUCACACGGGAAAUGUACGAAGAUCUGAUUUAUCGACACAAUAAUUUUUCUGAAACCGUCCACGAAGAACAAAUCGCGUGUGACUGGUUGAAGGACAAUUUGAAUUAUACUCUCAAAGAAUGGAUGCCGAUUACCGCCGACAAGAAUAUUCUAUACGUUGGUGGGAUAUUUCCUAUGAACGAAGCUUUCUAUUCAGGGAAAUCGAUAUUAAUCGCAGCCAGAAUGGCGAAGGAGGCGAUCAAUAUGAACAAUACGGUCCUUACAAAUUAUGAUUUUAAAAUGUUAGCUAGCGAUGGUCAAUGUAAGUCGGAUAUGGUAAUGAGAUCGUUCAUCGAUUACAUAGUGCUCAAUCAGUAUGAUAAGCUGAUUGGUGUUUUGGGACCCGCUUGUUCGGAAACGGUUGAACCUUUGGUUGGUGUCUCGAAGCAUUACAGAACAGCGAUCAUCAGUUAUAGCGCCGAAGGAUCGAGCUUUAACGAUCGUACCAAAUAUCCUUACUUCUUUCGGACUAUCGGCGAGAACAAGCAGUAUAAGCACGUUUAUUUGCAACUGUUGAAGAAACUGGGCUGGAAGAGAGUAGCUGCGUUGACGGAGGAUGGACAGAAGUAUACGGAGUAUAUAUCUUAUAUGCAAGAUAUACUUAGGGACAAUGGAAUUGCAUUUGUGGCGAAUGCAAAGUUUCCAAGGGAACGAGAGGCAGUUGUGAUGACUAAGUAUUUGCAAGAUCUGAAGCAGAAGAAGGCAAAGAUCAUCAUCGCCGAUGUUUAUGAUCAAGUGGCCAGACAAGUAAUGUGCGAAGCGUACAGAUUAGAGAUGACAGCUGUCCAGGGUUACGUGUGGUUUCUGCCUCUGUGGCUUCGACCAGAAUGGUACGAUACGGACCGAUUCAAUAACGAGAACGAAGAACAAGUGCCUUGUACCUCGGCACAAAUGUUUAAAGCGAUAAACGGCUAUCUUGGUCUCUCUCAUGCAUAUUUUGCCCCUGACAAUGAAAUUAUGCAGGAAGGAAUAACGGUGCGUCAAUGGCGCGAUAAUUACGAGAAGUCUUGUUUUAAUCAACAACAACCACCAUCGAAUUACGCUGGUUUCGCGUACGAUGCCAUGUGGACGUAUGCUUACGCAAUGGAUCGACUUCUCCGCGAAAAUCAAAGUUACGUCUUUGACCUCCACAGCGAGCAGACUAUUAAUCGGAUGACGGAUAUCAUCGGUGAAACGGAUUUCUAUGGAGUGUCUGGAAGAAUCAAAUUCUUCGGUGGUCCUUCGAGAUAUUCUGUCAUCAAUAUCGUUCAGUUCGUCAAUAAUAAAACUAAUCUAGUUGGUAACUUCUACCCUAACGUAUCGGAGACAAAGCACGAAGUCGUGGGUGGUACAUUGGACUUAAACGUCUCAGCUCUGGUUUGGUUAUCAAAUAGUAUGCCAGAUGAUGGCUCGGAACCACCUCAACGAUGCGUUAUCGCGGGCCUUGCAGAUUUCGUCAACGUAUCGUGCGAAGUCGCGUUUGUGAUCGUCAAUUUCUUUGGAUUUGGUUUACUGGGGAUACUGGUGAUCAUUGGUUUCAUUUUCAUCAAGAGAAAGUACGAAGAGAAAGUGCGUCUGCACGAAAAAUACAUCCAAUCUCUAGGUUUAGACUUUGCUCACGCGGACACGUCCGAUUUAGAUAAAUGGGAGAUACCUCGGGACAGGGUGGUUAUCAAUCGAAAAUUGGGCGAGGGUGCGUUUGGAAUGGUUUAUGGUGGUGAGGCGUUAUUCCCAGAGAAAGGUUGGCUGGCUGUGGCUGUGAAAACUCUAAAAAUCGGAAGCUCUACUGAAGAGAAGUUAGACUUCCUCAGCGAGGUGGAAGUAAUGAAAAGAUUCGAACAUAAGAACAUAAUCAAACUGUUGGGCGUAUGCAUUAAGAGUGAGCCAGUUUUAACCGUUAUGGAGUUCAUGCUUUAUGGCGAUCUAAAGACGUAUCUUCUCGCUAGAAGACACCUCGUGAACGAUCAGAAUUACGAAGACUCGGAUGAGAUUUCUAACAAAAAACUAACUGCGAUGGCAUUGGACGUGGGUAGGGCUCUCAGUUAUUUGGCUCAAUUGAAGUAUGUUCACAGAGACAUUGCCUCUCGUAAUUGUCUGGUAAAUGCUCAACGCAUCGUCAAACUUGGUGAUUUCGGCAUGACGAGACCUAUGUACGAGAACGACUAUUACAAAUUUAAUCGAAGAGGCAUGCUGCCAGUAAGAUGGAUGGCACCAGAAUCCCUGGGCCUUGGAAUCUUCACCCCAUCUUCGGACGUUUGGUCCUAUGGCGUCCUCCUUUACGAAAUCAUCACGUUUGGUAGCUUCCCCUUCCAAGGGAUGAGCAACAACGAGGUACUUACUCACAUCAAGAAGGGGAACUCAUUGAGAGUUCCGAAAGGAGUCAAAUUACAAUUAGAAAAUUUGAUGUACUCUUGCUGGAGAACGGACCACACAAAGAGGCCAACAGCUCCAGAGAUCGUUGACUUUCUAGCAACGAAUCCUCGAAUUCUAUCACCGUGUUUAGACGUUCCUUUGGCCAGCGUGCAAAUUGAGCACACUGGACAACUGGAGAUACAAUUAAACGAGAACAUCAGAAAGUUUUCGUUAUCCUGGUCACCUGAAAACUUGACGACUCGAUCAUCCACGUCGACAUCCACUCCCGUGGCUAUAUCCAGUCCUCCUUUGUUGGACAUCAAUGGUCACGACGACAAACAAACUCAAGACUCGUUAUUAGGCACUGGACUCUCUGAUGUAGAGAGUAGCAGGCCUCUGUUGUCGAAUUCCGACGAGUGUUCGUCGGGUCCGCCGAUGGUUUUACAAAAUUUCAAACGAAAGGACGAACUGGCGCACAGGUACGUCAACAUUCAGCCAGGAAUGUCGAACAGUCUCGAUCAUAAAAACGGCGGCAAUAUUCAAACGGAGGAGAGGAUAGCUAUGCUGUCAGAGAAUAGGAAAUCAGAGCACGUGUCGAUUCUUUGACAGGAAAAGAAGCACGCGAUUUCACGACAGAAAUCGAUGAUGCACUUCUAUAGACGCGCCGAAGGCGUACUCGGAAAAUAUGCGAAAAUAUCGUAUAGGAAAACGAGUGUGUAAAUCGGUUCGUAGCCAUUAUUGUUUGAAUCGAAACAGGCGUGUGCUUCCGAACGAAUAGUAUGGUUUUCGCGAUGGUAAAUGUGUGGUUUAUUCGAACCUUAUUUUAGAGUUGGAGAGAUGCGCAAUUGUAUAGGUCGUUUGAUUCACUGGAGAUUAAAAUCCUGCCGAUUUAGUUAUGAUGUAUGAAAUCUACCGUAGGUUCCAGUUACGAAGACGAGAAACGAUCAGUUGCAGCGAGCGAAAAUAACGGUAUGAUCCUUUGGUGGACAACUAUUUUCGCUCAAUCUACAUUUGAGACUGAUGUAAUAGAAAAAUUAAGUUACCGAACAGUUAACGUGACAAUCCCGAAGAUUUCUGAAAAGAACGAAACAUUCGCACAUAGAUUCGUACAAAAUUGAAAGUAAACUCCUAGAUUAUCUCUAUUUGCUUCCAUAUUAAAGAUAUUUUAAUAAUCGAAUAUAAUAUCGAGCGGAGUAUUUCAUUAUUGGUAGUAGAAAUUUCCAUUGUUUUCGCGCCGAGUAAGAAAUAAACGAAAAAAGCAAAAGGCUGCUUCGGUUAGAUACGUUGUAUUUAAUAAUAAUCGAAAGGAGAACGACUGAUAAACGGAUACAGUGUCGUAUUUACGUAAAGUGUUUCGCAAGCAGCAUUUCCCUGUCCAAACAUUCUCGAUACUCGAAGUAUGUAGGACUUUGUACGAUUUCCUUCGAAACAGACUGCAUAUCUUUCCAAGCAAUCGUGUCGACGUUUAAAUACUUCGUGGUGAAGUUGGCGCAUUUUUGGAGGACAAAACCGAAGAAAAACAGAGCAAUAUUUUACACGAUGGAACAUUAAGCGUUCACGCAUGCAACCAUGACAUUUAUAUAAAAAGAAAAACGUAUUUUUUCUUCUUUAUGCGAACACGUUCGAGAAGACAGAAGUUCGUAAAAAGAAUAAUAUGAAAUUAAAAGAAGAAAACGAGGGAAAGGGUCCGGUAUUUCCCUUUGCGUUCCAUGUAUACAUAUAUAUUUUUUGACCUAUCUUUUAUGCAAUAUAUUUGUCGAUUUGAGUCGAGAAAAGUGACUGCAGUAUAAUUACUCGAUGCUAUGAAUAACACUCGAUCCUCGCUAGGAAAGCAAGUGAAAUAGUUACUAUUAUUCUAUAUGGUAUUACAAUUAGUAAAACUAUUUAUUGAUUUAAGCCAAGAUACUUUGAUCGAGACUUCAUUUUUUGUAAAAUGUAUUUCAUAUAUACAUAUAUUGAAUUCCUCUGACCGCGUGCUUCAUCUUGUCGAAGCAAUUUAUUUUAGUGUUUAACGCGAUUAGCGUUAUAAGAUAACGUAGCUCGAGACGGGUGAAAUUUCCUGUUAUUUAGAUGCAAUAACAUUAAACGUCUUGUAGAAACAAGUUGUUAGAAAUAUAUGUUAAUAUUAUAUUGAUACGAUCGAUUACGCGUAUGGUUGACAAAUGAAAGACGAAAGUUUUAACAAAAACGUAAAACAAUUGACACUGAGAUGUCAUAAGAAUUCUCUAAAACUUCGUCGCAAUUUUCAAGAGAAAUUUUAAUCGAAUAUUCUUAAAAAUAUCUUAUUGAUCAUCCUAACGUGCACAGACGUAUACAGGUUGCUUGAAUUUUAAUAAAGUGCGACCAAAAAUGAUAUUAUCCUUUGUUACACGUUGUUACACCACGGUGUGUAGGAUAUUUCUUUAUUAACGAAAUAUUAUAUUUAUUUUUGUAUUUAUUAGAAAGUUCGUCAUCAUAUUCGUUCUUCGAUUAGUCGAAGGAUCAUACUAUAAUUUUUAGUUUUGAUAUCGACCACUUUUUAACAGCAUUUUUGCUUUCUUACAUAUCCAAAGAAUAUGUUCCUAACGCUUAAAUUCGACUAAAAUCCAGACAUCAUGCGAUAGUACAUAAAUGUUAUAAAUCAUUACUAUAUUAUCAAGUUGAAUUCUGUUACCAGAAAUGACUGAAGAAAUCAACACACAAAGUAUUUUUAAUCUUUCACUCUAAUUCCAAUUUUUAGCUGCUUCGUAUCGUCCAUUUUAUCGAGCCAUAAGAUUAUACUACGCACGAAAUUAUCGAUUAUUCGUUCGUAUAUCCAGUUUUUGCCUGUGUCAAAACGUUGACGGAAAAAGGAAAAAAGAAUCAAUCACGUUGCAUAUUACAUCGUUACAUCACGUCGAACACGCUUAUCAUAGUACUUAGUGGUGAUAAAUUUCUCUUCUAUUCUUUUCUCUUUUUUUAUAUCGGGCAUAGAUUAGACGAUUAUAUAAUUAUUAUAACGGAACGCUCGUUUUGACGGAAGUUGCAGGGCUUUUGUUCUACGUCAUAGAGCAUAGUAGAAGAACAAAAUAGAAACUGCAAACUUUUCAGUCCGUAUACACGAAGCAAGUGCCUCGGGUUUGGAAAGUGCAAUCCUUCCUAAAUAGCUUUACACAAGAGAAAUUGUUUACUAUAAUAAAAUUAUCACGAUGUUAUUUAUUCUCGAAUUGUAUAGUCGUAAUUUUAUAUUUGUUGCAAAUGAUGAAAGUACUAUUCUGUACAGAUGCUGUUAUUCCUUGAGAAAAUAUUUAUUAUGCCUUCUUGAAUUAAAUUAUAUAGAAAAUGA